Messenger RNA from Venturia canescens, 716 nucleotides. Its product is annotated as odorant receptor 4-like. Gene Ontology annotation, biological process: detection of chemical stimulus involved in sensory perception of smell; sensory perception of smell. Lineage: Eukaryota; Metazoa; Arthropoda; Insecta; Hymenoptera; Ichneumonidae. Gene Ontology annotation, cellular component: plasma membrane. The transcript has 5 exons. Gene Ontology annotation, molecular function: olfactory receptor activity; odorant binding. The coding region runs from base 1 to 684 and encodes 227 amino acids. The record is from RefSeq and is a predicted model, not a curated record.
AUGAUAUGCUUUUUAACCGCACCGUUAUUUACGAGUUUCGUAGUAGCCGCUAACGGUACAGUUUUGAUAAGUAAAAGUCUGCCAUGGUCAACUGGAAUAUUUCACGAUAACGUGAUGAAAUUGUAUAUCUGGUAUACUCUUCAAGUGCCGACAGCUUUGAGCGCCAUUGUAGGAAUUGUUGCCGUCAACACUGCACCGCUCUUUUACGUUAUGCAUGCUGGCAUUCAUAUGAGACUAUGCCAAAAAAAUUUUGAGAGCGUAACCGAAAAAAUAAUAUAUUCUAAAGACGUUGAAGAAACUUUUCAAUCUGUCAUCUUUGCAGAGAUAUUUACAGCUCUCGUAAGCACUGGUGGUUACUGUUUCCUCAGUCAAGUCGUGGCCAAAAAAGAUCUUCCAAAAAUGGCAUUUUGCAUGUCGGGAUCAGUAGUGAACAUGUUCAUGAUGUGUUGGCCACCAGACUCGCUUCGAGACGAGAGUUUCAAAAUCUCACAUGCAGCGUACAAUCUCGACUGGUACGAAUGGACGAGACAAGAAGGCAAACUCAUUUAUAUUAUAAUAGAAAAAUCACAGAAACCUUUAGUUAUAACGGCGAACAAACUGGUCGUCAUUUCAUUGGAAACAUUCGGAUGGCUUUUGAAAUCAGCGUUCUCGAUGUUUACUCUUCUACGACAGGUGAUGGAAUGAUUCCAAAUGAUAGUGUCGAUGUAUCAUCAAAC